ACUUGCAGCGCUUCGCCCGUCUCGCCGCGCGCCUGGAUUUCCCAUUUUUCCUCGCUUUUCCUCCUCCGCCGCCUCGACCCUUCGCGCAGCCAUGAAGGUGGCCACCGCCGCAGCGCCCGCCGUGUCGCCCGGCCCCAGCUGCGCCCUGAAAGGCGUGCGCCUGGGCUCCGGGGGCGCGGGCGAGCCGGUGUCGCGGUGCCUGUCGGAGCAGAGCGUCUCCUUGUCCCGGGCCGGCAGCCCGCCGCCCCCUCGGGGCUUGCCCCUGUGCCCGGAGCAGGCAGCCGCCGCCGCCUCGCUGCUCAUGGACAUGAAGGGCUGCUACACGCGCCUGGCCGGCCUGGUGCCCACCCUGCCCCGCCACCGACGGGUCUCCAAGGUGGAAAUCCUCCAGCACGUUAUCGAUUACAUCUGGGACCUCCAGCUGGAGCUGCAGCAUCCGCUGGGCGCCGGGCCGACCCCGCAGAGGGCCACGGACGAGCCGGCCGGAGCCGUGCCCGAGGUGAGCCCCGGCCGCUGACCCACCGCGCCGCCGUCUCUCCCUGGGCUGCUUGGGGGGGGGGUUACCACGGUGGGCAGCAAGAGGAGGGUUUCAAGGGGUCCCUCGCCUGCCCACGGGGCCUCCGGCUAGGGGGGCGUUUCCAGGCUUGCACCCGCAGCCCGAUGAUUUGACUCCCUUUUCCAUCCGGACGCCACCUUCCUCUGGUCUCCGUGGCUUGGGUGCCUCUAUCAUGCGCUUUUGGGGCUGCUGCUUCUGCUUCUUCUGGGGGGUGCCCUUCAUCCCACCCCAAAAUCUUGGCACCCUGUCCUGGGGUUGCCCUUCCGCACUGUGGACUCUUAACGACCUGGCACCCUUAGGUGCCGCUGCUGCCUUUGAUGUUUUUACUUUCUGGACGUCCAUUCUUGGGGAGGGGAUUCCCACGCCACCCCUGUGUGUGCACUUUCGUUUUUCAACAUGGAGGCGAUGCCCUCUGCCUGGUGUUCUUAGUCGCCCCCACCCCAUUUUUACCUAUUUUAGAUAUUGCCCCUUCUUUGCCGUGGGUGGGUGUGUUAAUCUUCCCCAAACCAUAACCAUAGUUUCUGUAUCCUGACCCUGUAUUCCUCUUCCCUGAUGCCUCUUGUGACCUCUCCCCCCCCUCAAAAUUCUUCUGAUUUCCACCCCCUUUUCUGUCCCCUUUUGGGGGAGAUGGGGCAUAGCCCCCCCCCCCCAGCCUUUAUUGUGGCUUCUCCUUGCUGCUGUCAAUAUUCCGCCCUUGGCUAUUGCAUUAAAGCACUGUAUUCAAAUCAAGGCUGCAUGGAUUCUCUCCCUUUGCAGAAAAUACUUUUUGCCCUUGCCCAUUCUCCUCCUUCGGUCCUCUCCCACAUGCUGUGCCUUUUGGGGGGGGGGGUUCAGGGCAGCCCCAUGGAUAUUUCCCAUCAUCCCUGGCCUGUGGCUGCAAGGGCUGAUGGGAGAUGGAGUCCCAGUCUCCCCUUCGCUACAGGAAGAUGACAGUAGCUGCCUAGGGAAACUGGAAUGGCAGUGGCUCUUGCUUGCAGUCCGGUGGACUUUGUUCCUGCCAUUGAUGUUGUUUGUCUGUGUGUAUGUGUGUUCUGGGUUAGGCUUGAUGGAAUCUGGUAGCACUGAACCCAGUCACCCUUACUUUUCACAAGCUUCACAAGCUUCUGGGUUUCACAGCAGUCUUCAGCAGAGUGCUGGCUUCAUCCCUAGGCAAAAAAUGGGGAGUUAAGAACCGAUGUUGCUGUUGAGGGUCUCAAAACAGCCUUCUGUGGAUUUACGAAUUGCAGCGCUAUUGGUUUUUAUCUCCAUGCUGAUCAAUCUUAUCUUGUGUUUACUUCCAGCCUGCUUGUGUGAAUGCUGAUGACCGGAUCCUGUGCCGCUGAGGGCCAGUCUGGGCCUGCGGAUCGUCCUUGGAAGACAUGGCUUUCCUGUUGCUCCUCCAAUGGCAGGGGAAGGAAUUCUCUCCUCUCCCAACGGACUAGGUUCCAGUGGACUUAGACAGAGAGACUGCAAAGGACAUUUCUACCGGAGGUGAAGGAGAGUUGAAACCAACAGCCUCUGCCCCACUUUCCCCGUGUCGAAAGGGUGCCACGUGGGUGUCUCUUAGCGAGAAAGAGGAACCAGCGCCGGUGAACUCAAACUGAACUCAAAAGCAGCACCCUCUAUGGAAGGGGUUUAAUGCUUAAGAGGGGCAGUGCUUGUUCUCUGUUUAAGAAAAGAGAAAAGCAGCGAGUUGUAACUCUCUCCAAAAUACUUCUCAGAUUUCUGAGAAUCAUUCUUGUAUUGUAUAUUACAAUGAUAAUGUUUUCCCCCUGAGAAUAUUGUUCUACAAUAGUUUGAGGUUUUUGUUAUUAAAACAAAUGCAUAUUGCGACAAAUGGUC
This is a messenger RNA of Podarcis lilfordi (Lilford's wall lizard), 2377 nucleotides long. NCBI's taxonomy places the organism in Eukaryota, Metazoa, Chordata, Lepidosauria, Squamata, Lacertidae. The record is from the annotation of a GenBank genome assembly.